Molecule: messenger RNA, 1095 nt
Organism: Hansenula anomala
Lineage: Eukaryota; Fungi; Ascomycota; Saccharomycetes; Phaffomycetales; Wickerhamomycetaceae
Gene: FDH1
Product: formate dehydrogenase (NAD+)
Exons: 1
Coding region: 1-1095 (364 amino acids)
Cellular component (GO): cytosol
Molecular function (GO): formate dehydrogenase (NAD+) activity; NAD binding; oxidoreductase activity, acting on the CH-OH group of donors, NAD or NADP as acceptor
Source: RefSeq, a predicted model, not a curated record
AUGUCAAAAGUUUUAGCAAUUUUAUUCAAAGGUGGUGAAUUCAAUACACCAAAAUUAUUAGGAUCAGCUGAAAAUGCCCUUGGUUUGAAAAAAUUCAUUGAAGAGAAUGGUCGUUCAAUUUUUUCCACUUCUGAUAAAGGUUCCACGAUUGAUGAACAUAUUAAAGAUGCAGAGAUUGUUAUUUCAACACCUUUUAAUCCAGUUUAUAUAACAAAAGAACGUAUUGAAUCUGCUAAAAAUUUAAAAUUAUUAGUCACUGCAGGUGUUGGAUCUGAUCAUAUUGAUUUAGAUUAUAUUGAAAAAUCUGGUCGUGAUAUUUCAGUUUUGGAAGUUACAGGUUCAAAUACAACAAGUGUUGCAGAACAUGCACUUUUAACAAUCUUGUCAUUGAUUAAAAAUUUCAUUCCAGCUCAUGAAAGUAUUAAAGAAGGGAAAUGGGAUAUUGCAAGAAUUGCAAGAGAUGCUUAUGAUUUAGAAGGUAAAACCGUGGGGACUAUUGGUUGCGGAAGAAUUGGUUAUAAAGUUUUGGAAAGAUUAUAUCCUUUUAAACCAAAAGAGUUGUUAUAUUAUGAUUAUCAAGGUUUAACACCUGAAUUGGAGCAAAAAGUUGGAGCUAAAAGGGUUGAUAGUAUUGAAGAAUUGGUUUCAAAAUGUGAUGUUGUUAAUAUUAGUGCACCAUUACAUUCUGGUACAAAAGGAUUAAUUAACAAGCAAUUAUUAUCCAAAUUUAAAGAUGGUGCUUAUUUAGUUAAUACAGCUCGUGGUGCAAUUUGUGUUCCUGAAGAUGUUGCAGAAGCUUUGAAAAAUGGUAAAUUAAGAGGUUAUGGUGGUGAUGUUUGGUAUCCUCAACCUCCUCCAGCUGAUCAUCCAUGGAGAACUAUGGCUAAUAAGUAUGGAGAUGGUAAUGCAAUGACACCACAUAUUUCAGGGUCUAAUUUGGAUGCUCAAGCACGUUAUUCGUUGGGUGUUAAAGACAUUUUAACUAGUUAUUUCAGUGGAAAAUUUGACUAUAGACCUCAAGAUAUUAUCUUGUUACAUGGUGAGUAUGCCACCAAGGCCUAUGGAGCUGAUAAGAAGGUUAAGUUGGCUAAAUAA